Filobasidium floriforme is the source of this 924-nucleotide messenger RNA. Its product is annotated as putative mitochondrion protein. Lineage: Eukaryota; Fungi; Basidiomycota; Tremellomycetes; Filobasidiales; Filobasidiaceae. Gene Ontology annotation, molecular function: acetylpyruvate hydrolase activity. The transcript has 5 exons. Gene Ontology annotation, cellular component: mitochondrion. The coding region runs from base 157 to 846 and encodes 229 amino acids. The record is from RefSeq and is a predicted model, not a curated record.
CAAAGAGCUCGAGUCGGCCAGUCGCCUGGUCGACAUCUCUGCUCGUAGUCAGAACCUGACAUAAGCUCGUGAGCCUGCGCAUCCUCAACCUCGCACAACUCUUGCUGACUUAGUUCGGUGCCGCUCUUCAUAGUACCUUCAACCCUUCUGACCACCAUGGCUUCGACGUUCUCAAAGACCGGCCGUAACAUCAUCUGUAUCGGCCGAAACUACAUCGAUCACGCUAAAGAGCUUGGGAACAAGGUCCCUAAGGAGCCUUUCUACUUCUUGAAACCUACGAGUAGUUACUUGCAGCAUGGACAGGGCAAGAUCGAGAUUCCAAGAGGAGUGGUCGCUCAUCACGAAGUUGAACUCGGAGUAGUUAUCGGUAAAGGAGGCCGGGACAUUCCUCCUUCCAAAGCGUUCGACCAUGUCGCUGGAUACACCCUGGCGAUUGAUGUGACCGGCCGAAACAUGCAAGACGUCGUCAAGGGGAAAGGUCUUCCCUGGGCUGCCGCUAAGGGGUUCGAUACGUUUGCUCCUGUCGGCCGCUUCAUCCCGAAAUCCUCGCUCCCGGAUCCUGACAACGUUGGGCUUACCCUCUCCAUCAAUGGACAGACGAAGCAGUCCGGAGUUACGGGGGAUAUGCAAUUUAAGAUCCCACAGUUGAUCGGGCAUGUUAGCAGUAUCUUUGGGCUCAACGAAGGAGACCUAAUAAUGACCGGUACCCCCGCUGGAGUGGGCGAGAUGAAGCCCUCGGAUAAGAUUACAGUUCGGAUGACUUCCCCUGGGCUAGAGGGAGAGGUGGUGGACGAGUUGGAGUGGGACUGUGUGCAAAGAGAGGGAGGCUAUGAGUUCAAGGGCUAGAAUGGAGGAGCGGAUCGGGCCAAUCCAAUGGACGUGAGGGAUUGGGCGAAUUUAUACACCGUGCCGCUCGAAAUGGUG